GUCUUUGUUUCGCCGCGGCAAAGAGCUCAGACUACUUUCCACAAACUUUUCGAGGGUCAAGAGCUCCCACCACACGAUACGACAGAAUCCGUGAGAGAAUGGGAUUAUGGAGACUAUGAAGGCUUGACGAUAAGCCAAAUCAAAGUCAAGAAUCCUAACUGGGUUAUCUGGAGAGAUGGCUGCCCUGGUGGAGAGUCGCCCGAAGACAUUACCAAGAGAAUAGACGAUACCAUUGCAAAGAGGAAGGAGUUGGCAAAAGAGAUAGUAAGUAUGAAGUAUUUGAUAGUUUAUAAAAGAUACUCAUAUCUUUUAGUGAUGAUCGUAGCUCAUGGUCACUUCUUGCGAGCGUUCAUAUCUCGAUGGGUCGAAUUUCACGUUUGCCUCGGUACCCACUUCAAUGUCGAACCCGCAAGCGUUGCCCUGCUUACCUAUCAGCAUAACAAUUGUGCGUUGUAUUCUAUUCUCGUGAAAAUCUCACCCCUGACUGUCCCUUCUCGUGUAGUGGCUGAGCCAAGCCUUACUGGUCUCAAUCUUUAUGCAUUUGGUGAUUAA
Molecule: messenger RNA, 552 nt
Organism: Acaulospora colombiana
Lineage: Eukaryota; Fungi; Glomeromycota; Glomeromycetes; Diversisporales; Acaulosporaceae
Source: the annotation of a GenBank genome assembly